Molecule: messenger RNA, 1368 nt
Organism: Brenthis ino (lesser marbled fritillary)
Lineage: Eukaryota; Metazoa; Arthropoda; Insecta; Lepidoptera; Nymphalidae
Source: the annotation of a GenBank genome assembly
AUGGAUGGCCACAUAGCCGAGGCUCGUCCCGAUAGGGAGGUCGCUGAUCGGAUUGCGAGGAAGCGAAAAACUAAGUCUGAAACACAGCGAAAUUAUGGUAGUGUGGAAACAGCAGAAAGUAGCCAAUCUGGUGCAGUGGGUGGCUCAGGUCAAGAUCCUCCUCACUGUGCAUGUGAACCUGCACUCGAAGAAUUGGAACUGAAAUAUGGAGCAAGACAUGUUAUCAAAUUGUUUGUGCCUGUCACUCUAUGCAUGAUCGUUGUAGUUGCAACUAUAACAUCAAUAAGCUUUUAUUCUGUCAAAGAUGUAUAUUUAGCUUAUACUCCAUUUCAUGAAGAGAGUCCGUAUGCUGUGACCAAAGUAUGGAAUGCACUUGCCAACUCCAUGAUCCUAUUGAGUGUGAUAGCUCUCAUGACUGUAUUGUUAAUUGUUCUGUAUAAAAAGAGAUGUUACAAAGUGAUCCAUGGCUGGCUAAUCUUAUCCUCUCUGAUGCUGCUGUUCUUAUUCUCAUAUCUUUAUAUAGAGGAAGCCUUGAGAGCUUAUAAUAUACCAAUGGAUUACAUAACCUUGACAUUUGCUAUGUGGAACUUUGGUGUAGUGGGAAUGAUAGUUAUUCACUGGAAGGGUCCUCUGCGGUUACAACAAGCAUACUUGAUAUUCAUAGCUGCAUUAAUGGCUUUGGUAUUCAUAAAGUAUUUACCUGAGUGGACGACUUGGGUUGUUCUUGCUGUUAUUUCUGUUUGGGAUCUCAUAGCAGUGCUGUCACCCAAAGGGCCUCUUAGAAUAUUAGUAGAGACGGCACAGGAAAGAAAUGAAUCAAUUUUUCCUGCUUUAAUUUAUUCAUCAACGGUGACGUACUGCCUGGCGGCGGUGGGCGUGGGCGAAGGUGAGCCGGCCCCUCGCGAACUGCGCCCUCUCAACGCCGACGGAUCGGGUGAGGAUCGCGAAGGCGGGGGCGCGGGCGAGGGCGGGUUCGACGCGGCGUGGCAGGCGCGUGCAGGCGGGGGCGCGGCGCCGCGGCGGCUGCGCGUGGACGGCACGGCGCCCGCGCAGUACGUCACGCGCGUGGAGCGCCCCGCGCCGACGACGGACGACGAUGAGAAGGGCGUAAAGCUUGGUCUCGGAGACUUCAUCUUCUACAGCGUGCUGGUCGGUAAGGCGAGCUCGUACGGCGACUGGAACACCACGCUAGCAUGCUUCGUAGCUAUUCUCAUUGGUCUCUGCCUAACCCUGCUGCUGUUGGCCAUAUUCAAGACGGCACUCCCGGCGCUGCCCAUUUCUAUCACAUUCGGCCUCAUUUUCUACUUCGCAACGCGCUCCGUCGUCAAGCCAUUCGCGGACGCGCUCGCCGCUGACCAAGUGUUUAUU